This is a messenger RNA of Mucor mucedo, 2108 nucleotides long. RefSeq lists its product as uncharacterized. Bases 17 to 1915 code for a protein of 632 amino acids. Lineage: Eukaryota; Fungi; Mucoromycota; Mucoromycetes; Mucorales; Mucoraceae. Gene Ontology annotation, biological process: tRNA processing. The record is from RefSeq and is a predicted model, not a curated record. The transcript is spliced from 9 exons. Gene Ontology annotation, molecular function: RNA binding; tRNA dihydrouridine synthase activity; flavin adenine dinucleotide binding.
GUUUUUUUAUACAAACAUGGUACAAUUCGAUCAUAGAGCUGGUGAAGCACACAUCAAACCUGAGUUUAGAAAGGAACGUUGGUUUGACGACGAGAGGGCUGAACAAGUUGCUGAACUUCCACCCAACGACGAUGCUGCUGAGGGCGAGCCCAAAGAAAGAAACAGUGGCAAGAAGCAAAAGAAUGUACGUGGUGCUAAUAAGGGUCAAAGAGGAAAGAAAAGAAUCGAAGAUUCCAUCAAGCUUUGUAAAGCAACUUCUCGUGGUGAGGAAUGUGAAUUCGGUACAGAUUGUCGUUUCUCUCAUGAUUUAGAAGCCUAUUUGAAAAUUAAGCCCGCAGAUCUUGGUGACAGUUGUAUUCAAUUCAACCUCUUUGGAAAGUGUCCUUUUGGUUACAAGUGUCGUUACCUCGGUGCACAUCUUGACAAGAACAACAAACUUGUCGUAAAUGAAGAAUUAGCUUCUAAAAACCCUGUAUAUACCGUUAAUGGUAUUUCAACUGGCACCCAAACUAGACUUUUACGUCAAAAGUACGAUUUCCCUAGAACCCAAGAAUACAUGAAAGUAGUUGAAAAGGAAAUUGCUGACGAGCAAACAUUCAUGAAGAACAAUGCUAUCAAGAGAAAGGCUUUAGAGGAUCCCGCUUUACAAGCUGCCCCAGCACCCACUGCCGAACCUUCAGCCAAAAAAGUAAAACCCGAAGUUGAAAGUGAUAGUGAAAACGAGGAAUUUUUCGAUGCUGCUAGUGAGUUCACUCAUGUUAGCACAGAAUCAGCUGCUCCCGCCACUACUACUGCUAUUAAAACCGAAAAGCCUAUCGGUCCUAUUGAUACAGGUUAUAAAAAGAUCAUCGAUUUUAGAAACAAGACAUACCUUGCUCCUCUUACAACUGUAGGUAAUUUACCUUUCCGUAGAAUUUGUAAGGAAUAUGGUGUGGAUAUUACUUGUGGUGAAAUGGCUUUAGCUGCCAAUUUAUUAAAGGGUCAACAAUCCGAGUGGGCAUUAACCAAGCGUCAUAAAUCAGAGGAUAUUUUUGGUAUCCAAAUCUGUGGUUCUAAAGUCGAACAAGUCACGAAAGCUUGUGAAGUGUUAAAUCAGGAAGCCGAUGUUGAUUUCAUUGAUUUAAAUAUGGGAUGUCCUAUUGAUCUUGUGUUCAAACAAGGUGCUGGUUCUGCUUUAUUGGAUGCAAGAGGUCGUAUGUUCAAGAUUUUGAAGGGUAUGCAAAGUGUCACAGAUAUUCCCAUCACCGCCAAAUUCAGAACAGGUAUCAAGGAUAAUCAACCUCUUGCGGAUCGUAUUGUGCCUCGUCUUGAAGAAAUGGGUAUUGCCUUAAGUACUAUUCAUGGCCGUUCGCGUACACAAAGAUAUACAAAGAAGGCCGAUUGGGAAUACGUUGGUAAGAUGAAGCAUUUAACUCAUACCAUGCCUCUCUAUGGUAACGGUGAUAUUAUGAGUUUCGAGGAUUAUAACCACGAUAAAGAGAUCAGUGGUGUAGAUGGUGUUAUGAUUGGUCGCGGUGCUUUGAUUAAACCUUGGAUUUUCGACGAGAUCGAAAACCAACGUCAUUGGGAUAUUUCUGCUAAUGAACGUCUUGAUAUGAUGAAACGAUUCUGUAAUUAUGGUUUAGAGCAUUGGGGUACAGAUAGUCAAGGAUUAAACACAACAAGACGUUUCCUUUGUGAGUGGCAAUCAUUCUUGUAUCGCUAUAUUCCCGUUGGUGUGUUGGAACAUCCUCCUCAACAUAUGAAUGAAAGACCUCCACCUUAUCAAGGUCGUAACGAUUUGGAAACAUUGAUGGCAAGUCCUCUUGCUUCUGACUGGGUCAAGAUCUCUGAGCUCUUACUUGGUCCUGUUCCUGAUGAUUUCGUUUUCGUACCCAAGCAUAAGGCUAAUUCUUUUGACAAGAUUGAGGGGUAAAAUAAAGUGGGAUUAUUAUACAGUAUAGGGGGAUAUGAUUUUGAAAAUAAAAAAUAAAUAAAAAAAGUGUAUCAUACAAAUUAAAAAAAAAAGUAUCUACUUAUUUUCGCAACAAUAUUCAAUAUCAACCACUUCUUUAGGUGAAUUGGCUGUCAACACAAAAGGUUCGUCCUUUCCAAUCACGACAUUGUCC